This is a messenger RNA of Durio zibethinus, 4356 nucleotides long. The record is from RefSeq and is a predicted model, not a curated record. Lineage: Eukaryota; Viridiplantae; Streptophyta; Magnoliopsida; Malvales; Malvaceae.
AAAUAGUACUAAUAAUAUUAAUUAAUUAAUUUCACAGCGGCUUUGGUUUUUCUAUUUUAUAAUCCAAAGCCGAAAUCUGUAUUUCUGUUUCUCUUCCCCAUUGUUUCUCUCUCUUUUCCCCUCUAAUUUUGUCACCGGUAAAUUGCGUCAGCGAUCGCCGGUGAAUUACCGCCAAAAGAAUCGCCUUUUGCCUACUGCGACGGAUCGUUUUUCGCCAAAGAUAUUAUCUGGCUUGAAAAACUGAAAGCUUUUUGUAUAUUAUUAUUAUUCAUUUUGGUUUGUUCUGGGAAUUUUUCGCCAGAGAUCUGGUGGAUGAGAUAGAUUUAGGUUAUAUUCUUUUUUUAACGGAUUCUUUUUUAGUUUGUGAUGAAUUUGAGGAAAAGAAUAGGAAUUUAGUGUUUUGCCUCGCUCUUCAUGGAAGAGCGAAUGAGAUCUCGUGAGCAUUCGGGGAUUAUAGUGAAGAAUAGGAGCCAGUGUUUGAUUGUGAAGAAGAAAGGGGAUGGUUCGGGUGGGGCCGGGUCUAUUGGGACCCGAAAGAUUUACGAGUCCAAAAAACAGAAGAAGAGGCCUAGGAUGAUUAUGAGUGAUUCGGGUUCUAGUGAUGAGCUAGUGAUGCCACCUCGAAGGAGGGUUGGGCCCGAAACAAUUCAAGUUUGUAAUGGUUUAGCUGUUUAUGAAGAAAGUGAAAUUGGUAGGAAGAGAAAUAGGGAGGAGAGGAUAAGGCAGAGUGAGGAAGGUUUCAUUGGUAGGAAUGGGGAGGAUUUGAGUGAGAAUAAGAGGAAUAGGUUAGAUGUGUAUGACUUUAAUGAGUAUGAUGGACUCGAUCAGGAGAUGAUUAUGAGGAGGCGCCGAUUUGAUUACGAUGGAGAAGAGGUUGGCAGGAGGAGAUUGCUGGGUUCAAUGCCUGCAGUUGCUCGGAGUAGUAUUGAGAGAGAAUAUGAGAGUGGCCCAAGAAGGCAUGUUUUCCUUGAAAAGAAGAAGAAGAAAAUUUUGUAUUUUGGUAAGAAUGAUGGGAUGAGUCAGGGUGAUCAUGAUGAUAAGGACAGGUUUAGGAAGGAUAGGGAUGGUGUUUGGCUGCAGUACUCCUUGUUAAGGGAGAGGUUUAUGGCUGGUUUGGAUAAACCCAUCAGGGUUCAGGGCAAAAGUGGUGUUUUGAAGGUCAUGGUCAACAAGAAAAGGGUGAUUGAGCCUUUGAAAAGUUUUGAUGACUUGGAAGUUGAACAAGACAGGAGUGGUUCAAGGAUUGAUGAUAGAAUUAGGAGUAACUUGCAUGUCUGUCCAUCCUUGUACUCUGAGACGGAAGUUCUUGAGCAACCUGUUUCACUUGGUAGGAAAGAGAAAAAGAAAAUGAAUUUGCUAAAGACACCGACAACUAAGAAAAAUAAGGCCUCUGACUGGGAUUCAGAGGAUAGUGAUACUUCUCUGAAGCUUCAGCCAAAGAAUAUGGAAGCUUCUAACUCAACAAAGAGGGUAAUUAGCAAAGAGGAAACUCAAGCUGAGCAGCUUCUACCUACCAAAAUCAAAGAAGGAAAAGUUAGGCGAGGAUGUGGCACAGAAAAACAGAAAUUACGUGAACAAAUAAGGGGGAUGCUUCAGGAAGCAGGCUGGACAAUAGAUUAUAGACCAAGGAGGAACAGGGACUACUUGGAUGCAGUGUACAUCAACCCUGCUGGAACUGCUUACUGGUCCAUCAUCAAAGCAUAUGAUGCACUCCUAAAGCAGCUAGAUGAGGAAGAGGAAGGCAAACCUGUUGGGGAUGGUUUGGCAUUUGCCCCAUUUUCAGAUGAAGUUCUCAGCCAAUUAACAAGGAAAACCCGAAAGAAGAUGGAAAUGGAGAUGAAAACGAAGCAAAGAGAUGACCAUAACAGUGAGAAUGCACAAGAAGCUGUUGCUCGGAAAUCUUCAAGUACCAGGCAUGAAGAUGAGAGUAUGGAUAGCUUGAGUUAUGAAGAGAAACUAAGUUCCUUCAUUAAACAUGGUAAGUCAUUCAAAUGUUGGAUGAAUAACAAUGGUCCCUUAAGUGCAAAUGUAAAAGGUCAAAGUUCUCUCCAUGGGCAUGAUAGCUACGAAAAACCAUCCUCUAUAUCCAAUUAUCAUCUUGUUCAUGGAAGAAAAAGUAGAAAACUUGGCAGAUGCACUUUGUUGGUUCGUGGUUCUAAUGUGGGUCUGAGUUCAGAGGGUGAUGACUUUGUUACAUAUUCUGGGAAAAGAACACUGCUUUCCUGGCUGAUUGACUCUGGAGCAGUGCAGUUGAGCCAAAAGGUGCUGUAUAUGAACCUUAGGAGAACAAAAGUCAUGCUAGAGGGCUGGAUCACAAGGGAUGGUAUCCAUUGUGGUUGUUGUAGUAAAAUCCUCACAGUUUCAAAAUUUGAGAUUCAUGCUGGAAGCAAAUUGCGCCAGCCAUUUCAGAAUAUAUAUUUGGACUCUGGUGUUUCUCUCCUUCAGUCCCAAAUAGAUGCAUGGAACAGACAAGAGGAUUCUGAGCAGAUUGGUUUCCAUUAUGUAGAUGUUGAUGGUGAUGACCCCAAUGAUGAUACUUGUGGCAUUUGCGGAGAUGGUGGGGAUCUGAUCUGUUGCGACAGUUGUGCCUCAACAUUUCAUCAGAGCUGCCAAAAUAUAGAGUUUCUGCCAAUGGGUGAUUGGCACUGUCCAAAUUGCAUAUGCAAAUUUUGUGGCAAUGGCAGUGACAUUGCUCAAGAGGAUGAUAUAACUGAUCAUGUGCUUCACACUUGCAGCCUGUGCGAGAAAAAAUACCACAAACCAUGCAUUAAAGUGACAGAUGAGGUUCAUAUUGACUCCGACAGUUUACUUCUUCCUUUUUGUGGGAAUACAUGCCAAGAGCUCUUUGAGCAUUUACAGAAGUAUCUAGUGGUCAAACAUGAACUAGAAGCAGGGUUUUCAUGGUCUCUUGUUCGAAGAACAGAUGCAUACUCAGACACAAUUGCCAUAGGGCUUCCGCAGAGGGUUGAAUGUAAUUCUAAACUAGCUGUUGCAGUGACUGUGAUGGAUGUUUUUUUGCCCAUUGUUGACAGGAGGAGUAGGAUCAACUUAAUAAAUAAUGUACUUUAUAAUUGUGGGUCAAACUUUAACCGACUGAAUUAUAGUGGCUUCCACACUGCUAUUCUGGAGAGAGGCGAUGAAAUAAUUUCUGCAGCAUCUAUCAGGUUCCAUGGAACUCAUGCAGAGAUGCCAUUCAUUGGCACUCGCCAUGUAUACACGCGGCAGGGAAUGUGCCGUCGGCUUUUCUGUGCUAUUGAGUCGGCUCUCUGCUCUCUCGAGGUUGAGAAAUUAGUCAUCCCUGCAAUUGCUGAACUUACACAUACAUGGACCGCAGUUUUUGGUUUCACUCCUCUAGAGGAAUCACUUAAGCAAGAAAUGAGGUCCAUGAAUAUGCUGGUCUUCCCUGAUAUAGAUAUGCUGCAGAAGCUACUGCUGGAACAAGAAAACACAAAGGCAAACUUGACUGCUGUCACAGGUGCAAAGCAAACUGAAUCAGGAUCUAAUGAACAUAUCACACCUGAGGUGGCUAACAAAUCUAAACCUGGUUCCCUCUCUGGGCAUGAUACUCAAGAGUGUGAUGAUGGUGGUUUGCAUCAUACUAGUCGCAUAAAUGGGGAAAUUGCUGCUGCAGAUUCAGGUUCCCAAUGUCCAAAUGUUUCUAUCAAUGAUUCUUGUGGAAAUAGUGGUUCCUUGGAUGUUUCCCUGGAACCUAAUAUUUCUGUCUCAGUUGAGGAAACUACGCAUACUAAUUAUCAAACAGGGGACGAGGAAUGAAUCUGCGUCAGAUAGUAAAUGUGUUGUAAACCCUAGCUCAAGCCAUGAUACACUUGAGGUAGAGAAUAAGGCAGGACUGGAUUCUCCUGCUGAAGAUAAUACUCGGUCUUGUACAGAGGGUACGGAUGAUACUUGCGCAGUAGGUGUUAUUGAUUCCAAACUUCUGAUCUCUGAUGAUUGGACUGAUUCACAGUCAGGGGACAGGGCAGCUGAAUCUGCUUCUGACAGCAAAAUCUUGCUACCUCCUCUAUGGACUAUAGUGCAGUAGACAAGAGAAUCAGUCCUCUGAAAAAUACUCAGUCAUCUGAAAAGGGUGAUUUGGAUGUUGCCCAUGCAGGUGACAAUGUUGCUGCUGCAUCUGAUGUCAUAACUGAGCUCACAGUUUAAGAGACUAUUUGUUCCAAUUCACAGUCAGGGGACAAGCUAGGUGAAUUUCCUGUUGGAAAAUCUUUUCUUGUUUCUGAUGAAAGUCAUGAGACUCCAGAGAUGGAAUAGAAAAUAGCGUUAGAUUCUCCUGAUGAAGAUAAAGGAAGUGGUACGAGUAAUGUUCAUGCAAUUGCUAACGUACCUGUUUCUGAUAAC